Molecule: messenger RNA, 1956 nt
Organism: Laetiporus sulphureus 93-53
Lineage: Eukaryota; Fungi; Basidiomycota; Agaricomycetes; Polyporales; Laetiporaceae
Product: RIO1-domain-containing protein
Exons: 9
Coding region: 99-1775 (558 amino acids)
Biological process (GO): maturation of SSU-rRNA; protein phosphorylation
Cellular component (GO): cytosol; nucleus; preribosome, small subunit precursor
Molecular function (GO): ATP binding; protein serine/threonine kinase activity
Source: RefSeq, a predicted model, not a curated record
CACCCAUCCAGCGACAAAAAGGCAUCUCCGCUCGACUUCCAGAUCUAUUCGUGACUUGAAUCGGCGACAGCUAGUUCUCUCGGACGUGCCUGAUCAUUAUGCGGCUCGACGCUACCGAUCUCCGCUACAUCACCUCUGAGGAGUUCAGGGUUCUCACAGCGGUCGAGAUGGGCUCCAAAAACCACGAAAUCGUGCCCACCGCGCUCAUCGCGCAGAUCUCGGGCCUCCGCAACGGGGGCGUGAACAAGAACCUCGGCGUGCUCGCCAAGCGCAGCCUCGUCGCGCGCAUGCAGAACGCUCGCUAUGAUGGGUAUAGGCUGACCUAUGGCGGGUACGACUUCCUCGCGAUGCGCGCGCUGUCCAAGAGGGACUCGAUGGCUUCUGUGGGGAACCAGAUUGGUGUCGGGAAGGAAUCCGAUAUCUACAUUGUCGCUGAUGCGGAGGGUCAGGAGAUGGUCCUGAAGCUGCAUCGCUUGGGACGUAUCUCCUUCCGCGCGAUCAAGGAGAAGCGAGACUACAUGGGCAAGCGCAAGUCUGCAUCGUGGAUGUACAUGUCUCGCCUGGCUGCCGAAAAGGAAUGGGCAUUCAUGAAGGUUCUGCACGAGCACGGAUUCCCCGUCCCCACGCCGAUCGACCAUGCGCGGCAUUGUAUCCUGAUGGAGUUCAUCGAUGCCUAUCCUCUUCGCCAAGUCGCCGAUAUCCCUUCUCCUGGCAAGCUCUACUCUGAAUUGAUGGACAUCAUCGUGCGAUUUGCCCGCGUGGGCCUCAUCCAUGGCGACUUCAACGAGUUCAACAUCCUCAUCCGGCGAGACACGGGCGAUCCUGUCGUGAUCGACUUCCCGCAGAUGGUCAGCACGUCGCACAUGAAUGCUGAAAUGUACUUCAAUCGCGACGUAGAGUGCAUUCGAAAAUUCUUCCGCAAACGGUUCCGCUAUGAGAGCAAGCUAUACCCUCGCUUUUCGAGCAUGCGGAAUGAUGAGGAUGGAGAAGGCUUCCAGCUGGAUGUCAUAGUUGCUGCUAGUGGGUUCAAAAACCAAGACCAGCGAAUGCUAGAAGAGUACAUGAGUAAUGUGGCGGGAUCGGAAGGCGGUGGUAAUGGCGACGAUGGGGGCGCAUACAGAGAUAACAGGGAGGGGGGUAGCUCGAACGAAGAGGAAGAGGAAGAGGAGGAAAUGGAUGAGGAUGACGACGACAAGGGCGAAGAUGGAGACGAGGACGAUAAGGGGCGGAAGGGAAAGGAUGAGGACGAAGAGGAAGAGGAGGAAGAGGAAGAAGGUAAGAACAAGAAAGAGGAGGUGAAGAACGGAAAAAGAAAAAGAACAAGGGAAGAGUAUGAGCCUGAGGAAAUACAUCGUGGGCGAAGACAAUCACGAUCCCCUUCCUUGACCCCAGGGCCUAGCUCACCGAACGAGCGGCGCGGUGGCGGCGAGGCCAGGCUCUCCCCGCCGCGCAACGUCUCCCGUUCUCCGCCUGCGUCGCGACACGUCUCUCGCUCGCCCGAUUCGAGUGCUCUGCUCGCCGAGCGGAUGGCCGAGAUCAGUAUUGGCGGCUCGCAGCACGACGACGAGUCGUCGGAUGAAGGGUCCUCGCACGAGGGCGGAAGUUCGCGCAGGAGAGACGUGCCGCAGCUGGCGCGGACGCAGGCUGCAAAGCAGAGGGCUCGACAGAAACGAAAACACGGAUCGAAAACUGGUACAGGUGCCGGGCGGCCGAAGGGGAGCAAGGCAAAGAUGGAUACGCGUGUGAAGCUGGAUGACAGUGGGUUCUGGGGUUAGUCGGUUAUGGAUGUCUCUUGCUUGGUUGAGCUCGAGUCUGCCGCUGGUCGUCUGGCGUUGUAAUAUUACGCGUUCGUUCUUGCUUAGGUCGAUACCAUGUACAUGUGGGCAUGUGCUCCAACAUACGCGGAAUAGUAGGUUAACGGAAACCAUCUGGUUGUUCACGGAGACUGCAUCCCGU